Messenger RNA from Prosopis cineraria, 1277 nucleotides. Its product is annotated as MADS-box protein CMB1-like. Gene Ontology annotation, biological process: positive regulation of transcription by RNA polymerase II. The transcript is spliced from 8 exons. The record is from RefSeq and is a predicted model, not a curated record. Gene Ontology annotation, cellular component: nucleus. Lineage: Eukaryota; Viridiplantae; Streptophyta; Magnoliopsida; Fabales; Fabaceae. Gene Ontology annotation, molecular function: RNA polymerase II cis-regulatory region sequence-specific DNA binding; DNA-binding transcription factor activity, RNA polymerase II-specific; protein dimerization activity. The coding region runs from base 265 to 999 and encodes 244 amino acids.
UGAAUGAGCUUUGAUUCUCUCUCUUCUUCUUCUCUGAAGCAUCACAGAUACAUGCCAAAAAAACCCUAAGAAAGAGGGAUAACAGAUGAAUUAUUAGCUUACGAAGAAGAAGAAGCUGAAGGAGAAGAAAAAUUUGCAGCUCUAAUUAUUUUUUUUUAUUUGAAGGCUGUCAUAUAUGUGUAUAUAUUUAUAUACCUGAUUGAAUCCUGAGCAGUUUUUGUUCUAUAUAUAGAUAUUGUAAUAAUCUCUCUCUCGUAAAGCAAAAUGGGUAGAGGAAGAGUGGAGCUAAAGAGGAUCGAGAACAAGAUAAAUCGGCAAGUGACAUUUGCCAAGAGAAGGAAUGGGCUUCUCAAGAAGGCUUACGAACUCUCCGUACUGUGCGAUGCUGAGGUUGCUCUUAUCAUCUUCUCCAACCGAGGCAAGCUCUAUGAGUUCUGCAGCAGCUCAAGCAUGGCUAAGACAAUUGAACGGUACCAAAGAUGCAGCUAUGGAGCCUUGGAAGCAGAGCAACCUGCAAUGGAGACACAGAGGUGCUACCAAGAGUAUCUCAAGCUGAAAUCAAAAGUGGAGGCACUACAGCGCACACAGAGAAAUCUGCUUGGGGAAGAAUUGGAGCAGUUGGGGAUAAAGGAGCUUGAGCAGCUUGAACGUCAGUUGGACUCUUCCCUGAAGCAAAUCAGGUCGAACAAGACACAACAUCUGCUUGAUCAGCUCGCUGAUUUGCAAAGGAAGGAAGACAUGCUUCUGGAAACUAACCAUGUCUUGAGGUGCAAGUUGGACGAAAUAAAUAUAAGCCUUCAAUCAUCAUGGGAAGCUAGGGAGGGAAAUGAUUCAUACAGCCGCCAUCCUCCACAUUCCGAUGACUUCUUUGGGAUUGCUCAAUGCAGUCAUGCAUUGAACAUAGGCUUUGGUUCUGCAGAACCAAAUGCAGCUGCUGGAACAUCAGCUGGAACCUCAGCCCAAAAUGCAAGUGAGUUCCUGCCAGGAUGGAUGGCAUGAUAUAUAUAUAUAUAUAUAUUGAGCACUCCGCUUAAUUCAUCAUGUAAUUCUCUGAUGAUGGUGAUGGUGUUGAUGAUAAAUGAUGCAUUUGUAAUGAUCUUGUUCAUGAAACUGUAUCGCCUGGAAGAGCAGGCUACAAUAAAAAGUGUUAAUGAAAACCAUGCAACAUAGAAACCAUUUUGUAUUUAUUCCUUGCAAUAAACUUGUUUCCUUGACAAAAUUUGAUAUGAAAGGAGAGUGUGUUACUGUGUUUAGAUAAAUUGAGAACCUUAUGAAAA